CAAUCCCAUCACCAUGACUAUAAUGCCUAGUAGAAUCCCUUUAAUACAAACAUUUCUGUAUAAGACUCUGAAAACAGAUGAUUUUACUUUGUUUUGUCGCAUAUAUAUAAUCAAAAAUAGCGUUGAUAUAGUGUAAUAUACCGUGUGGUGAGAGGGGAAUCCGUUGAAUGAAUCGGCGAAACAUAUAAUUUCAUUCACUAUAUUGCGGGGAAACUCGUUCGGUUGAAUUCAGUCGCUGUUGUGUACCAUACAUCGCGCACACUCAGCUGUUGUUUGUUACGUUUGCUCGAGCUUCGAGAAUCGUGUGUGUGAGGGCAAACAAAAUUUGUAAUUUCUUUAGUUGGACGUUGUUAGAUGAGCGCGAUUCGAACGGCUGUGAGUGUAAUACAUGAAUAAAAAUCGUUUAGUGUUUUUUGUGUGUCAAAUCAAAAAAAAAAGAGAACUGACAAAUCAAACAAAAAGAACAUUUUGAUUGUCGAAAGAGUUGUGUUUAUUUCAUUGAAAAUCAUCGCCAAAUAUUAAAUCACUUCAAUCAACAUUUUUGUCGUGUUCGAACGAUCGAAAAAAAAGGUUUUCGCCUGAUUUGAAGAAAUGACAAAAUAGAAUUUUGAAACACCACCGCAAAGAUACAACUAGAAUCCAAAAACACAAAAUAUGAUCUGCAGAACCAACGUAUCCUAAAAUGUGAAAUUGAUAAUUUGCAUGUGUUAAGUGAAAAGUGACUAUAUUGAAUGUGUUUCCAAGUGAAUCAAGCCAACUAGAAAUAUUUCGAAUUAAAAGGAAGUGUAACGCCAGCAUCAACACUAAAAUGGGUGAUGAAAAGUUAAAAUUGUCGUUGGUCGGUAAAGACGAACAAACGUCUUCAUCGGUAGCUAUUAUUCCCAUGGGAGGUGUAAGCUAUCAGUCAAAUAAUCCGCUGAUUACCAGAUCACCACCAGCUAUUGUUGAAAACUUAAAAAAUGGAAUUAAUGGAUCGCAAAAUAACUUAUGCAACGGAAUGGCACCGGGCGCCGGACAUAAUCUCGUACGGAAAGUACAUAAUCAUAGUCCGAAUGCACAGAAAAAGAAUUUGGUCACAUUAACACAUUUACCCAAACGGCCACCCGUUGAUAUCACAUUUAGCGAUAUAUCAUAUUCCGUAUCCGAAGGCCGUAGACGGGGAUUUAAGACGAUACUGAAGGGAGUUAAUGGCAAAUUUAGAUCUGGUGAAUUAACGGCUAUAAUGGGACCUUCGGGUGCUGGAAAGAGUACAUUAAUGAAUAUUUUGGCUGGAUACAAAACAUCCCACCUCAGCGGCACAGUCAGCAUAAAUGGCAAAGAGCGAAAUUUGCGGCGGUUUCGCAAACUUUCGUGCUACAUAAUGCAAGACGACAGACUGAUGCCCUAUUUAACGGUCAAAGAAGCAAUGAUGGUAUCCGCCAAUUUAAAACUUGGCAAAGACAUGAAAAUGUCGGCGAAAAAAGUGGUGGUCGAAGAAAUCUUAGAAGCGCUCGGUCUGUCGGAAUCGAUCGACACGAGAACAAUAAAUUUAUCCGGUGGCCAACGUAAGCGGCUAUCGAUCGCAUUAGAAUUAGUGAACAAUCCACCGGUUAUGUUUUUCGAUGAACCGACAUCGGGAUUAGAUAGUUCAUCAUGCUUUCAAUUGAUAUCGUUGUUAAAAUCGUUGGCACGUGGCGGACGCACAAUCGUUUGUACAAUUCAUCAGCCGUCGGCUAGACUCUUUGAAAUGUUUGACCAUUUGUAUAUGCUGGCCGAAGGACAGUGCAUGUAUCAAGGUCGAGUGGAGGGAUUGGUACCGUUCUUAGGAUCACUUGGCUAUGAGUGUCCAUCCUAUCACAAUCCGGCGGAUUAUGUAAUGGAAGUUGCUAGCGGUGAUUAUGGGGAAGCUGUUCAUAAACUCGUUAUGGCCGUCAGUUCGGGCAAAUGCACCAAUUACAAUAACAUCAUCGCCGACGAUUCGAAAACGCUGACUGUGGCGGGUGUGGUUACGAACAACGGUGCGACAACCAUUUCAAACGACAUUAGCAAAUCGAAUAGCAGUCCAUCGAAAUUAGCAACAACCACCACAGUCGCAAUGACUGCAACCGCUCAAAUCAGCAGCAAUGGAAAGGAUCAAGAAUUUCUUAAGCUAACCAAAGGCGACACCGUCAUCAACAUACCGUCGAACGACGACGCAUUGUCGAAGGCAAAGAGUCCCGGUUGCACCACGUCACUACUCGAUUCGAAUGAAAGUGUUGCCGUUACGAUACCGCGCAAAAGCGGUUUUCCGACGUCCGGUCUUGCUCAGUUCUGGAUUUUGCUCAAGCGGGCUUUUCUGACGAUUAUCAGAGACAAACAACUAACACAAAUGAGACUGUUUUCGCAUGUUAUUGUCGGUGCUAUAAUUGGAAUGAUUUAUUAUGAUGUUGGAAAUGAGGCGUCGAAGGUGAUGAGUAACGCCGGGUGCAUUUUUUUCACAACACUUUUUACAAUGUUUACCGCUAUGAUGCCAACUAUUUUGACUUUUCCCAUGGAAAUGGCCGUCUUUAUACGAGAACAUUUAAACUAUUGGUACUCACUAAAAGCUUUUUACUUUGCCAAAACGUUAGCAGAUCUGCCAUUUCAGAUAUUAUUUUCAAGUGUCUAUGUGAUCGUUGUCUACUACUUAACUUCCCAACCAUUUGAACCGCAGCGUAUAGCCAUGUUUGUGUUCAUUUGCAUAUUAACAUCACUCGUUGCUCAAAGUUUAGGCUUACUUAUUGGUGCUGGAUUAAGCGUUGAGGCUGGCGUAUUUUUAGGCCCAGUAUCAACGAUACCAACGAUUUUGUUUUCCGGUUUCUUUGUCAAUUUCGACACGAUACCCGGAUACUUACAAUGGGUUACGUACGUGUCGUAUGUUCGAUAUGCAUUCGAAGGUGCUAUGCUGUCUGUGUACGGAAUGGACAGAGAAAAUGAAAUGCUCCGAAAUGUAUUGCCAUUUCCGAAGUCCGAAGAAAUUUCUGGAGGAAAUGUCCAUGGAUCAAUCGGAAUAUUGGCUGGAUGCUGUUGCAUUGAUUGGUAUAUUUAUUGGACUGAGAUUUAUAGCAUAUUUUGUAUUGCGUUGGAAAGUACAUUCCAUCCGUUAAGUGAUCGUAAGAAUUGAGUGUCAGUAAGAUCAGUGAACCAAAAACGAAAAUGACUUUUUUGUUGUUUGUUGAUCAAAUUCGAAUGUAGGAGAAAAUCAGAAUUUUUCUCACCGUAAUUUCAACAAUUUUUACAUUUUAGUCAAACACUAGAAAUAUUUUCUUUGGAUUAACAUUUUUAGAUUGUAACAUUGAAAGCUUUAAGAAUAAUAUGAAAGAGCCCUGCAACAACAAAACAAUUUU
Messenger RNA from Bradysia coprophila, 3344 nucleotides. It is a transcript of the gene Atet, whose product is annotated as ABC transporter expressed in trachea. The record is from RefSeq and is a predicted model, not a curated record. Gene Ontology annotation, molecular function: ATP binding; ABC-type transporter activity; ATP hydrolysis activity. Gene Ontology annotation, biological process: transmembrane transport. NCBI's taxonomy places the organism in Eukaryota, Metazoa, Arthropoda, Insecta, Diptera, Sciaridae. Gene Ontology annotation, cellular component: plasma membrane.